CCAGGUAGCCUAUCAUGUCGCCCACAGCGAAAGAGAUCUACACAUAUGACUUCUGCGAUGGCGAGCACCCGGCAGAGCUCCUGGAUGCGCUCCGGCAUUUCUACGCGGCCGGCGUGUUUACCGACGUCACCCUGCAGUGUGGCGACUCCGGACAGGCGUUUCACUGCCACAAAGCCCUGCUGGCAGCCCGCAGCUCCUAUUUCAAAGUCAUGUUCACGGCUGACAUGAGGGAGCGAUCCAACAGGGUGAUCAAGCUGAGCGGGGUGGACUGCGGGGUCCUGCGGGCUCUGCUGGAUUACGUGUACAGCGCUCAGGUGCGCAUCACCGAGAGCAACGUGCAGAGCCUGCUGGAGGCUGCAGACCUGCUGCAGUUCCUCACCGUCAAGCAGGCGUGCGAGGGCUUUCUCAUCCGGCUCCUGGACGUGGACAACUGCCUGGGCAUGCAUGCAUUCGCAGAGCUGCAUCUGUGUCGGAGGCUGGAGAGGGAAGCCCGCAGGGUGAUGCUGAGCAGGUUUACAGAGCUCACUGAGCAGGAGGAGUUUCUGGAGGUGGACUACGAGAAGCUGAGGUCAGUGCUGACCGCUCAGAGCCUCACCGUGCAAAGAGAUGAAAUACUGAUAGAUGCUGUUGUCAGGUGGGUGACCCAUGACCCCGAUGAUCGUCUCCAUCUCAUUUUAGACUUACUGCACUCUAUCCAACUGGACCUGGAUGAGAUUUACUUUAGAUCUUCAUUAGAAGUGCACAGACCUGAUAAAUACCUGAUAAAAAAAGAUGGGAAACUGAAAUCUAUAGUCAUGCAAGCUUUAAGGACCAAUGGCAAAGAGAUAUCCGCGAGUAGAAAAGUAUCUUCCAGCAUGUAUAUCAUCGGAGGCUACUACUGGCACCCUCUUUGUGAGGUUCACAUUUGGGAUCCUAUAAGCAACGCGUGGGCACAAGGAAAAGAGAUGCCGGACCCUGGAAGAGAGAGCUACAGCAUCAGUCUACUUGGAGCAAACAUUUAUGUCACCGGUGGCUACAGGACAAAUACUGUUGAGGCCCUGGACACGGUUUCCAUCUAUGACUGUGACUAUAAUGAGUGGACUGAGGGCUGCCCCAUGAUCACCGCCAGGUACUACCACUGCUCAGUCGCUCUGCGUGGAUGCAUUUAUGCCGUAGGAGGUUACAGAGGAGGAGCUCCUGAGCCAGAGACUGAAUUUUAUGACCCUUUGAAGAAGAGGUGGUUUCCAGUGGCCAAAAUGAUCCAAGGUGUUGGAAAUGCCACAGCCUGUGUUAUGGGAGACAAGAUCUAUGUGACUGGAGGUCACUAUGGAUACAGAGGAAGCUGUACUUAUGAGAAAAUCCAGGUGUACAGUCCAGAUGUCAAUGAGUGGGGUAUCAUUGCUAUAAGCCCCAAUCCAGAGUACGGUCUCUGUUCUGUGUCUCUGAACAACAAGCUGUAUUUGGUGGGUGGACAGACGACGGUCGCAGACUGCUACGACAUGGAGAAAGACGAAUGGAGAUCCAUUUCAGUGAUGAAGGAGAGGAGGAUGGAGUGUGGGGCUGUGGUAAUAAAUGGUUGUAUCUACGUGAGUGGGGGAUACUCCUACUCAAAAGGAACUUAUCUGCAAAGCAUUGAGAAAUAUGACCCCGAGCUGGACUCAUGGGAGAUAGUGGGGACUCUUCCCAGCCCGACCAGAUCACACGGAUGCGUUUGUGUUCAAGUUGUCCAGUGACAAAACCUUUGUCACAAACAUUUUGUUUGCUAUACUUUUAUGCCAUAUGAAUCAAAUGGUGGAUUCACAACAGUGUGCACAGUUUUGUACCUUACACAGCACAAUAUGCGAAGCUGAACUUGUUACAUUUCUUUUAGGGGGCUAUUUGCCAAAAUGUCAAACAAGCAUUUUGCUUAAACCUCAGGGGUUGAUGAGUAUUGUAUUUGAUUGUUUUUAAACAGGCUGAAAGAAAAGGUUGGAGUGAGUGAUAAGAACGUUUGAGUAUUAUGGAUGGAUGGGUUACACUUUAAAUAAAAAAGCUGUACUGCUGUCAUGUGACUUGAUUAAAUGAAUACCACUUACAUUUCAUCAUACCAUACUUGAAUUUAUGCUUUUGUAAACUCUCAGUCAUCCAUCUCACGGUAACUCUCUAGGUGUUUCACCUUAGAAUACGUUUUGGAUGGAGUUUGACAUGUCUUAAAAAACAUAGAAGAAUAAUAGUCAAAAAAUACCUAAAACCAGUCAAAGAUUCAAUUUUGUACCUUACACAGCACAAUAUGCGAAGCAGAACUUGUUACAUUUCCUUUAGGGGGCUAUUUGCCAAAAUGUCAAACAUGCAUUUUGCUUAAAACUCAGGGGGUUCUUGGGCUGCACGGUGGCGCAGUGCAUAUACUGAGGUUACAGUCCUCCUGCAGUUGUUGCAGGUUCAAAUCCCGGCCUGCACACCUUUGCUGCAUGCCAUCCCCAUUCUCUCUCUCUACCCCUUUCCUGUCUGCAACUUGAAUAAAAGGGUCACUAGAGCCCAAAAAAAUCUUUAACAAAACUCAGGGGGUUCUUGAUGAGUAUUGUAUUGUAUUUGAUUAUUUUUAAACAGGCUGAAAAAAAAGGUUGGAGCGAGUGACAAGAAUGUUUGAGUAUUAUGGAUGGAUGGGUUACAGUUUAAAUAAAAAAGCUAUACUGCUGUCGUGUGACUUGAUUAAAUGAAUCCCACUUUCAUUUCACAUACCAUACUUAAAUUUAUGCUGGUUUAAACUCCCACUCAUCCAUGUCAUGGUAACUCCCUAGGUAUUUCACCUUAGAAUACGUUUUGGA
This is a messenger RNA of Cololabis saira (Pacific saury), 2783 nucleotides long. It is a transcript of the gene klhl23, whose product is annotated as kelch-like family member 23. The record is from RefSeq and is a predicted model, not a curated record. The coding region runs from base 15 to 1712 and encodes 565 amino acids. Lineage: Eukaryota; Metazoa; Chordata; Actinopteri; Beloniformes; Belonidae. Gene Ontology annotation, molecular function: protein binding. The transcript has 3 exons.